AUGUCAUACACCAUAGACAGUUACAACACAUAUGAAGAUCCGAUCCUUGCACUCGCCAGAGACCCAGAUCUUCUAAAAGAAAAAGCAAAGAACUCCCAGAUUAAUCAGAUCAUUCAUGGGUUCGCAAUCACGGAACGAAAAGUUUCCAGACUCUGCCAGUUGAGUCUUAGCAUUCUACAGACGUUAGAAAAGAUAGACCUAAAUCUUAAAAACUGGACAUUCUUUUCGCUUGACGCAAGCUCAACAGACCAUUUCGACGAAUCCAAUACAGAGGAGAACAAACUGUUCAAUAACAAGGUUUCUCUUCAAGUCAUCAAUUCAUGUCAGGAGCUAACCAAGAAACUCAAUAAGAUAUCUGCGGAUGUCGACUUUAUCACCAAUGCACUGAAAUCGCUAUCACCGUUAGAAUUUAUAAGUGAUAGCGGCACAUUGCUCACGUCAUUAACGCUACGAAAUAUCAAACUAAAGGACGAACUCAGGGAUAGAGUCACCGUUGCAUAUCUGAAAGCUAAGCUCAUAACAAUCGGAACGGACUUAGAAGUGAUGUUGGGCGAUGGUAAUCCAGAGCAGCAGCAGACAGUUCAAUCAUAUAAGCGGUUUGUUGUCAGUCUAUUGAAACAGUUGAACGACGCAGUUGACGGAGACGACAUCGAGGAAAGAAAUGAAUGUCUUGCGGUCAUCAGUGAUAUGGAGCAGAUGUUUGAAGUUUUCAAGCUUGAAAAAGUUCAGCAAGCGAAAGAGGAGUUGGCCAAGAGAGCCGAACAAGCCGAAGAUUCGGACGACACACUUCAAACUCAUAAGUCUGAUCAACUUCAUUCCGAAUUCAAAUCCCAAAGGAGGGACUCGCUCUCGUCUCUGUCAACAGCGAUGGUACAACAAUCCCUUCUAGGCGAAGAGCUUCCAUAUCUUAUGUCUGCUUUCCAUCAGGAUGAAAAGCGUGAGGGACAGUCUGACUACGCUCUUGAACGCCUGGGGUUGUUCAUGAAAAAGCCAAAAAGCAUCAGGAAGCAGACGACAAUUCAGCAUCUAUAUUACAUUUCCCACGCCAGAAAACUCAAUUGCCUGAGACCUCAUUAUAUUCGGGCAGUGAGAUCCUCGUGGUUGUCCAAGUUGGGUAUUCGGCCCCAAAUUAUUACAGCUGAUAAGCAUCUCGUCAACAGCACAUCAUUUAACCGCGGCUUUGCCGAGAAGCAGCAGCUCACACCAGCUUCCUCGCCAACCUCGAUCAAGGACAAGGCUGAGGACGAUAAGGAGAACGUUAGGCAUCCACCGCUUCUGAUAGAGAAUUUGGAAGCUCAUACGCUUUCGCUGUUGCAAAGUGAUGACGACCACUUACUUGACUACGUGGAAUAG
Candidozyma duobushaemuli is the source of this 1353-nucleotide messenger RNA. RefSeq lists its product as uncharacterized. The record is from RefSeq and is a predicted model, not a curated record. The transcript has 2 exons. Bases 1 to 1353 code for a protein of 450 amino acids. Lineage: Eukaryota; Fungi; Ascomycota; Pichiomycetes; Serinales; Metschnikowiaceae.